Messenger RNA from Cuculus canorus (common cuckoo), 842 nucleotides. Its product is annotated as stefin-C-like. Gene Ontology annotation, molecular function: cysteine-type endopeptidase inhibitor activity. Gene Ontology annotation, cellular component: cytosol. The coding region runs from base 264 to 779 and encodes 171 amino acids. The transcript has 3 exons. NCBI's taxonomy places the organism in Eukaryota, Metazoa, Chordata, Aves, Cuculiformes, Cuculidae. The record is from RefSeq and is a predicted model, not a curated record.
GAUACUGCAUGGUCAGUUGUUCCUGUGCUUGCCAGAAUGCAGCUGUAGGUUUGGUGGGAACGAAGCAGGAAUAAAUUAUUGAUGAUACUUGCCUUAGCCUACAAUUUACUUUUUUGUUUACCCUCUAGUUCUGGUGUUUCUCUUGGCACCCUUCUGGUCAGGUAGAAGGAAGCAAAGAGGAAAAUGUAGUCAGCUACUAUUUCCCACUUCGAAGGCUAUUGAGAGGGUGCAAUUGCAACUGGAAUGGGAUCCGCACUGAGGAAAUGACUGCAUGCUUUCUUCUGAUAUUCAAAUCAGAAUGGUGUUGGGAAAUGCUAGGUGCGACUCUGAUCCGCUUCCUAAGCACAGAGACUGGCUCCUCACGUUACAAGUCAUGUGAUCCCAUGCCACCUGCAUAUAUACCAGGUGCCUGGUGCCUCUGCUCAGACUGCACUGAAGGCCCAUCUUCGGAAACACCUCUCACUGCAGAGACAUUACCUGCCACUAUCAUGUCUGGGCAGUUCUCUGAUCCCAUGACUCCUACUCCAGAAAUCCAGGAGAUCGCUAACAGGGUGAAGUCACAACUUGAAAAGGAGGUUGGCAGGGCAUUUACCAUCUUUAAUGCUGUGCUAUAUAGGUACCAGAAGUCUGUUGGGACCAGCUACUUGAUUAAGGUCGAAGUUGCUGAUGGCGAUUUUAACCACUUACUGGUGUUUCAGCCACCUCUUGACAGGAAAGUAGGUCCCGAACUUGUCCGGUAUUGGACUGGCAAAACCAGACAUGAUCCUCUGGAAUGCUGAGAAAUCAUGGGAACGAUGCCUCAGUUGUACAAACUGCAUGUGGAUUCUGCCUGCGUCAGUAAA